UUCACUACACGGGGACUUUGAUUGAUGGAACUAAGUUUGAUUCAAGUCUUGAUAGAGAUUCUCCUUUCAGCUUCACGCUUGGACUAGAGGAGUUAGAGAAUAUCAGAGACCACAAGAAAACCAAGUACAAAGAGGGCACUAUCAAGCAAGGACACCAGAGCAUGACAGAGACUCUCCAACACCAAUAAUGUCAAAAGCAUUGAUCACCGUCGCCGCCACAUAUAUAAACGAUAGUAUUUAACCUUUAUUUAUCCGUCAAUUAUUAAAAAAAAAACAUCAAAAUUGAUGUUUUUUAGUUCUUCAUUGAUAUCAUUGCUGCAAUACAUGUUUAGUCCUUUUAGAUGUGUAUGAAAUUUGUCCAAAAAAUGAAUAAUAUGCGUUGAAAAAAAGAAAAAAUACAUUUUUUAAAGCACUUUGUUUGAAUUGUCCGAUACGUGUUGCAUGAAGUUCAUACGGGUGUCAAACACUGAUUCAGAGAGUGUCGAAGCUAAACAAAAACUAUUUUUUGGGACACUUGUUUGACUUUUCCGACACAUGUCUGGAUUUUCAACACGUGUUGUACGAGUGUCAUACAAGUAUUGCUCAUCGCGACACACCUAAUUUUAGAGAUGUAUGUGCUUCAUAGGCAGAGAACGAAUCGGUCUUUGCCACUUUAGCCUUUGCCAGAAGUAGCAGACGUUGUCAUGGGAAACUGAUAGACGAACCACUGGUAUUCUGACAGAGAACAGUGAAGGAGGAGAAGAAAGGCUUCACAGAAGAAAAUGUUACUUCAGUCAAUCUUGGUGAACGAGUGUGCAGAAGAGGGAAAGUAAUUCAAGGAUGGGAUGAAGGUAUUAAAACCAUGAAGAAAGGUGAAAAGGCACUCUUCACCAUCCCACCCGAGCUAGCUUAUGGUGAAUCUGGUUCACCUCCAACAAUUCCUCCUAAUGCGACGCUCCAAUUUGAAGUUGAGCUGUUGUCUUGGACGAGCGUGAAGGACAUAUGUAAAGAUGGCGGUUUAUUUAAGAGGAUACUUAGUGAGGGGGAGAAAUGGGAGAACCCCAAGGAUCCUGAUGAAGUAUUGGUUAAGUAUGAGGUUCGUCUAGAAGAUGGAAAAGUUGUUGUAGCAAAGUCUGAUGGAGUGGAGUUCACUGUCAGUGAGGGUCAUUAUUGCCCUGCAUUUUCAAAGGCUGUUAAAACCAUGAAGAAGGGAGAGAAAGUGAUUUUAUUAGUAAAGCCUCAAUAUGGAUUUGGCGAGAAGGGGAAACCAGCACACGGUGAUGAAGGUGCAGUUCCACCAAAUGCAUCACUACAGAUCACACUUGAGUUGGUUUCUUGGAAGACUGUUUCAGAUGUGACUAGCGACAAGAAGGUUAUAAAGAAGAUCCUGAAGGAAGGGGAAGGAUAUGAUCGUCCAAAUGAAGGGGCCAUUGUAAAAUUGAAACUAGUUGGUAAACUGCAAGAUGGUACUGUCUUUUUCGAAAAGGGCCAUGGUGAAGAAGAGAAGCUGUUCGAAUUCAAAACAGACGAGGAGCAAGUCAUUGAUGGACUUGAUAAAGCUGUAUUGACUAUGAAGAAGGGUGAGGUAGCAUUAUUGACUAUUGCUCCCGAGUAUGCAUUUGGCGCAUCACAGUCCCAACAGGAGUUGGUUGUAAUUCCCGCUAAUUCGACUGUGUAUUAUGAAGUUGAACUAGUGUCAUUUGACAAGGAGAAGGAGUCUUGGGAUAUGAGCACUGAAGAAAAAAUUGAAGCUGCUGGUAAGAAGAAAGAAGAAGGGAAUGUUUUGUUUAAAGCCAGUAAAUAUGCAAGGGCUUCCAAAAGAUACGAGAAGGCUGUGAAGAACAUAGAAUACGAUUCCUCCUUCAGCGAGGAGGAGAAAAAGCUGUCAAAAACCUUGAAGAUUGCUUCCUAUCUAAACAAUGCUGCUUGCAAGUUGAAGUUGAAAGAGUACAAAGAUGCAGAGAGAUUGUGUACCAAGGUGUUGGAUAUCGAGAGCACAAACGUGAAAGGCCUCUAUAGAAGGGCCCAGGCAAGUAUGCAGUUGGGUGACUUGGAUUUGGCUGAAAUUGAUGUUAAAAAAGCUCUUGAGGUUGAACCUGACAACAGGGAAGUAAAGCUGGAGUACAGGAAUUUGAAGGAAAUGAUAAAGGAGUACAAUAAAAAGCAGGCGAAAUUUUACGGAAAUAUGUUCAGCUUGACAAAGGCUUGAUCCUGUGAUUGAAAUUUUAGUAUGCCAUUAUAUUUCAAAAAGUUGCUAUCAACGCUACGGAAACCGAGGAUGUUAACAACAGAAUCUGAUUAAGUUGAGUAUCUAUGUUUUCUAUGGGUUUGAUUAUCAUUGUAUUGUUUAUGGAUUAUGGGGAAAAAUGUGUUGGACAUUCAUUUCGUAGUUAGUAUUGAAUGUUAAACAUAAUUGGCUUGAUUGAAUCUUUCCCCCAUUAACUGUAAUGAUUUGUAUAAGAACUACUAUUAGAUGUGAACAAAUUUACUUAAAUUUUUUUAUUUGGAUGCAA
Lathyrus oleraceus (garden pea) is the source of this 2492-nucleotide messenger RNA. RefSeq names its product peptidyl-prolyl cis-trans isomerase FKBP62. The record is from RefSeq and is a predicted model, not a curated record. Lineage: Eukaryota; Viridiplantae; Streptophyta; Magnoliopsida; Fabales; Fabaceae. The transcript has 13 exons. Bases 842 to 2188 code for a protein of 448 amino acids. Gene Ontology annotation, molecular function: peptidyl-prolyl cis-trans isomerase activity; protein binding.